This is a messenger RNA of Dryobates pubescens (Downy woodpecker), 3237 nucleotides long. RefSeq names its product solute carrier family 37 member 3 (gene SLC37A3). Gene Ontology annotation, biological process: transmembrane transport. The transcript is spliced from 15 exons. The record is from RefSeq and is a predicted model, not a curated record. Gene Ontology annotation, cellular component: endoplasmic reticulum membrane. Bases 102 to 1628 code for a protein of 508 amino acids. Gene Ontology annotation, molecular function: transmembrane transporter activity. Lineage: Eukaryota; Metazoa; Chordata; Aves; Piciformes; Picidae.
GCAGCGGGCGAGGCAGCGGGCGAAGCUGGCACCGUGGCCGGCCUCAGUGAGAAGAAAAAUGACCUAAGCACCGUCCAGCCCUUGUGGUCAAGGGCAGGAGCAUGGAUAGAGCUGCCAGGAGGAUGGCUUUGCCUGGAAACUUACGGAGGCAGCCUGCAAGCAGAGGCCUUGUGUCCCAUUGCACCCACCAUCAUAUUGUUGUGUUCCUGCUGACCUUCUUCAGUUAUUCCCUGCUGCAUGCUUCCAGAAAGACAUUCAGUAAUGUCAAAGUCAGCAUUUCCAGCCAGUGGACUCCUUCCUGCCUCAACAGUACAGCCCCUGAGCUCCGGCCAUAUGAGCUCUGGAACAGCAGCCAUUUAUUUCCAAAUGCAGAAGAAGCAACGCUCUUCCUGGGGACACUGGACACUAUCUUUUUGUUUUCCUAUGCUGUGGGCCUCUUUGUCAGUGGCACAGUUGGGGAUCGCCUGAAUUUACGCUGGGUUCUGUCUUUUGGCAUGUGUUCCUCUGCUCUGGUGGUAUUCAUCUUUGGCACACUCACAGAAUGGUUACAUUUCUACAACAAGUGGUUGUACUGCUGUCUCUGGGUUGUAAAUGGCUUACUUCAGUCCACUGGUUGGCCCUGUGUGGUUGCUGUCAUGGGCAAUUGGUUUGGAAAAGCUGGGAGGGGUUUUGUGUUUGGACUCUGGAGUGCCUGUGCAUCUGUGGGAAAUAUCCUUGGGGCAUUCCUUGCCUCCUGUGUUCUCAAAUACGGCUAUGAAUAUGCUUUCUUGGUGACUGCCUCAGUACAGUUUGCUGGAGGAGUCAUUGUGUUCUUUGGGCUCCUGACAUCACCAAAGGAAGUGGGCCUCCCAGAACUUGGAGCAGAUGAAGAUGACAGGGUGGAGGAAGAUGCCAACAGACCAUUAAUGGGCGAUGAUGAUGCAGAUGAUGAUGACCGGAAUUACUCAAUUCAAGCAACUGACACAGACAGCCAGCCCCAGGCCAUUGGCUUUAUCCAGGCUUGUUGCCUUCCAGGUGUAGUACUGUACUCUUUAGCCUAUGCCUGCUUGAAAAUGGUGAAUUACUCCUUCUUCUUCUGGCUGCCCUUCUACCUGAGCAACAACUUUGGAUGGAAAGAAGCAGAAGCUGACCAGCUCUCAAUCUGGUAUGAUGUAGGAGGAAUCAUAGGUGGGACUAUCCAGGGCUUGAUUUCUGAUGUGCUGCAGAAGAGAGCCCCAGUGCUAGCAGUUAGCCUGCUCUUUGCUGUAGGCUCUCUCUUUGGAUACAGCCGUUCUCCUAACAGCAAGCCAAUCAAUGCUGUGAUCAUGGCCAUUACAGGAUUUUUCAUCGGAGGGCCUUCUAACAUGAUCAGUUCUGCAAUUUCUGCUGACCUGGGGCGCCAGGAUCUGGUGAAAGGCAGCAGUGAGGCUUUGGCAACAGUCACGGGGAUUGUGGAUGGAACAGGCAGUAUUGGUGCUGCAGUGGGCCAGUACCUAGUGUCUUUGAUCCAGGAGAAUCUGAAUUGGAUGUGGGUUUUCUAUUUCUUUAUUCUAAUGACGAGCUCCACAGUCCUGUUCAUUUCACCAUUAAUAGUGAAGGAGAUUAAACUGCUGCUGCAUGAGCGGCGCCUGCGAAUGCUGGCAGAGUGAAUUCUGCUUGCCUCUGGGAGGACUGUUGUGUAGACCUUUCAGCUGGGGCACUCUGGGAGACUUGUUUUAUACAUCCUCCAGGUUUGGACUAAUUCAGAAUGGGUCUGCAAGACUUGAUUGCCCUGCCUUUGUAAAGCUCAAUAUUGAAGUACCAAAUACCCGUCCUGAGACCACUUGCGUCAUGGAGCUGCUGACCUAAGCUAGACAAUCCAUGGGACUGGCAGGUUUUCCUAGCCUCCUAGUCUCUUUCAUGUCAGCAGUCACACUAGGGUCUUCUGUUGAGUGGUGUCAUUGCUAUACCCCUAUUUAUUUCUGGAUAUCCUGACCAAAGGUCAACUGUUUAUAACUGACAGUGGAGAAGCUGUCUUGCAGUGCAUUUUGUGCUCUGUUGUGCAGGUGAAAUCAUACAGUGCAUUUCAGGGGCAGUCUGAAGUGACGAUCACUUCAACUUUAAGAAAGGGCAAAACCAAUUACUUGGAAUUGGCACUGUCCAGUUGUUUUUAAAAAGCUGUCACUAAAUCUCUGCACAGACAGAUUAUCCCUAGUUAUUAACUGUCACAUAUUCCAGUAGGUCCACAUGGUGAAGUUACCUCCAUAUUUGUUUUUAACAUUUUUUAUUAAUGAUAUUACUAAUCUCUGGGAAAUGAGAUGUCAGUUUUUAGCUAUUUAAACAGACAAAUCGUGUGCAAUACUUUACUGUGAUCUCUCAGAAUAAGCCUUAAUAGAUCCUUUAUGUCUAAAGGAAUCUUGAAUGGCUUUAGGGAUCAGUAAUGGGACACAAAUACUUUCACUACUGCUUUGUUGUUUGAAUCUGAUCAAUACUGACCAAAAUAAGACUGCCGGGUGACCCUCUGAAGGAAGCUGGUGUCACUCAUUUUAUACUCUUUAGGCAGUUGUUCAUCUUUUACAUUAAAGACACUUAAGGGACCUGACUGCUCUUGGACAUGGGCUUCCAGACAGGGACUGAAGCCUGCUCAUGGAAUAGCAUCAGUGAGCAAGUGCUGUUGUCUUCCCCCAUGCUCCCAUGCCCGUGGCUUUGUAGGGCACCUCAAACUCCAGGGUUUUAAAGCUUGAAUUGUAUCUUGGAAGGAAAGGUAAAGCAGCACAAAAGACAUAUGACUACACCUAGUAUGGCGAUAUGUGAGUGUUCUGCAGCACUGUGCUGAGCAGGGUGACCAGCUUACAUUUCUGUUUGUUGAUGAUGUUAAUGGGAUCAUGGAGUAACUUCCCAACAAAUAGUCUUCUGCAUAUGCCUUAGGACGUUUCAUUGCAAUGGCUGUGCGCUAACCGGCGGAACUGAUCCAACGCUCAACGCUAGGCAGUGAUGCCGGGGUAGGGCUAGGGGACAGGAACAUCCUUGGAGCUGAAAAACUGAAACUUUUUAAAUGGGAAAGGUUGCCUUUUUAAAAUGCAGAGUGAUUUUUAUUUCAUUGUUUAAUUUUAUGAAUGUCAGUUUGUAAUCAUGUGUUGAUUGUAAUGAGUGGAACAUUAUUAGUGCCUUACGGUUUAGCUGUAUUGAACGGUUGCUUGGUGAUUGCUGCUUCGGCAGUUAUGGCUCUGUGCACAGUUUUGCUUACUGUGAAACUCAGUUGCUCCAUUUUUAUACUUC